UGGUCAAAUGCGGCCUAUGUACACGGCCCGUAGACUACCAUCAGAAUCUUCCGCUGAAACAGCAUCGGCCGUUUAGUGGCCCAACGCACAAGCGAGGGUUCUUCCCUCGCCUUGCCUUGCUGCAGAUAAUUUCGGAUAACAUUUUACGGCCCCCCCUUCUUCCCCUAGCUCCGCCUCCCCAAAUCGCAGCCGAAACCUCGGGGAAGCUCGCCUCCCACAUCCAUGGCUUCAGCCGCGACGUUUCCGAAGCUCCAGCUUGGUCCGCGAUGCCUCGGCUUCUCCCAGCUUCAGGCGACCGACCCGGUUCAUAUCCACAUGAAGAUUGGUGAUGCCUGCAAGUGCCCCAUGCCUGCCCAAGGGUUGCUUGUUUCGACCGGGAGAAGUGCGAGGCACACAUUCCUGCCGGUGUCGGCGGCUCGAUCAGGUCGGGCCGCAUCGGUCGCCGAGGCCGAGAAGACCGGGCUCUCGCUGGAUAGCUUCAAGACAACCGUUGUCAAACGUGACGAAGAAAAGAUCCAUUUAAGAAUCGAGCUGCCCGGGAAGGAAACGCAGAAGGUGUUUGAUGCAGCCCUGACGAGCCUGGCCAAGGACGCGCCGCCGGUACCAGGUUUCAGAAGGUCCAAGGGAGGGAAAACAUCAAAUAUACCAAGCAGCAUUCUCCUGUCGAUGCUCGGCAAGAGCCGGGUCACCAAGUUCAUCCUUCAAGAAAUACUCAGCGUCACCGUCGGCGAUUUCGUCAAGAAGGAGAACCUCAAGGUGAACCCUGAGAUCGCGACGACGCAAUCGGAAGGCGACCUGGAGUCGUCGUUCGCGCCGGGCUCGUCGUUCGGGUUCAAUGUGAUCCUGGAGCUGGAGAAGGAGCCUGACACCGAUGACGCCAUUGAUGUGGAGCUGUCCGACUCCAUGGACGCUCCUGACGUGUUGCAGUCCGACUCUGAAGAGCCUUCUGAAGAGGAGCCUGCCUCCUCCUCCUGAUAGUUCAGAGAGAAAAUGCCUCUGUGUAUUUAUUCCCUGAUGAAUGUGCUCCAGAUUCAGAAAUAGCAUUAGCAGGCAAACAAUUGUUCAGAUGAGACAUUUGAGAUGAUCUGCAGGUUGCGGGUGACACAUCACUGAA
This is a messenger RNA of Aegilops tauschii subsp. strangulata, 1114 nucleotides long. RefSeq lists its product as uncharacterized. The record is from RefSeq and is a predicted model, not a curated record. Gene Ontology annotation, molecular function: protein folding chaperone; peptidyl-prolyl cis-trans isomerase activity; ribosome binding. Lineage: Eukaryota; Viridiplantae; Streptophyta; Magnoliopsida; Poales; Poaceae. Gene Ontology annotation, biological process: protein unfolding; protein transport; 'de novo' cotranslational protein folding.